UUUUACAGUAAAAUAUCCAUGGCCUCAAUCAGCCCAGCAGUGGUACUAGAGCUUGAGAAGAAUAGUCAGGCCAGUACUACAACUAGCAAGUUUGUGUUGCAUGAUGUGAUAUUGAGGGUCUUCUUGUUUGCAACAUCCCUAACAUCACUUGUAGCUCUAGUGACCAGUAAGCAAACCGAAACGAUUCCGGUGCCUUUCCCACCUUACGGAGCAUCUGUUGCAGCUGAAUUCACUGAUAUACCAGCCUUCAUAUAUUCGUCAGCUCUACUCUUAGGUAUUUUAGCUUCAGCAACUGGAGCAGCAGGUGAAGUAGCCUACUUAGGACUCAAAGGAAACUCAAAUGUAGGAUUGCACAAGAUCUGCAAUGUCUAUGAUUCCUACUGUCGACACAUUGGAUCAUCCUCUACAUCAUUACUGUCUCACGAAGAUAAACAAAUCACUACGCCAUUGAUUCAUCAAAAUAUUAAGAUUGGUUUUUAG
Messenger RNA from Daucus carota subsp. sativus, 480 nucleotides. Its product is annotated as CASP-like protein 1D1. The transcript is spliced from 3 exons. NCBI's taxonomy places the organism in Eukaryota, Viridiplantae, Streptophyta, Magnoliopsida, Apiales, Apiaceae. The coding region runs from base 19 to 480 and encodes 153 amino acids. The record is from RefSeq and is a predicted model, not a curated record.